AUUUAAAGAAUAUAAGGACGAAACUGACGAAACUAGGAUUUUAAAUAAAUUAGCUGAUGCUCGUCAGGCGCUAAACAGGCUGAAGAGAGCUAAUGUAUUUGAUAUCAAAUCUGUUACUCGCGUUUUGGAGUUGACAUAUGGAAGGAGGGGACCUAUGAGACAUCAAUUGCUUAAGCCCAUUAUAAAUGAACCGAGCGAGGCUCCCAAGCCCAUUGUUCGGGGAUUUCCAAGAACUGCCCCACCACGAAUGUCGCCAUCACUUCAAACAUUAUUGUCAUCACAAACGAAAAAUCUAUAUCCUACGCUACCAGUACCAAAACAUAAACCUUUAUACCCAUCACGAAAAGCAAACCUAUUGUGGAGACAUUAUUCUAAAAUCAUGAAAACUGUUAUGCCACCUGUGGACGAUGUCACAUUAGAUCAAUUAGAAAUCAAUGCCGGCAAAGGUACUUUGACAGGACAAGGUGUUGCAAAUAGACAUAUAUCAUCAAGAAAUCAUAUUAAUGAUGAGCCAAACAGAUUGAGAAUUCAUAGAGAUACAGGAGUGCCAAAAAGUCCGCGUGAUCCUAUGAAAGAAGGACCAUAUCGUUCCGCCAGACCUCAUAACCCGAGGCCUCGCUUUAUACGGCGAUUAUAUCAGAAGCUUUUAACCAAGAUACCUAUCAUGAAAGAAAGUACCGAACCAACGCAUUUAUCAAAUUCUGUUCCUGAUACCUCCGAAAAUAAAAACCCACCUACCAUUAUGUUACCAAAAAAACGAAAAAAACAGUAUAUAAUUACUAAAUCUCCUUGGGCAGAUGGGCGUCCUCUUCCGUUGGUAAACCACACGGAUUGGCAAGGAUUGGACCCUGUUGAGGUAGCAAAACUUAUUGAUGAUAAAAAAGCUCAAAGAUUAAAAAAAAGUUAUACUAGUGAUAAUUUGCUUGUUUGA
Messenger RNA from Racocetra persica, 931 nucleotides. The record is from the annotation of a GenBank genome assembly. Lineage: Eukaryota; Fungi; Glomeromycota; Glomeromycetes; Diversisporales; Gigasporaceae.